Messenger RNA from Exophiala bonariae, 1626 nucleotides. RefSeq lists its product as uncharacterized. The coding region runs from base 1 to 1626 and encodes 541 amino acids. Gene Ontology annotation, cellular component: membrane. Gene Ontology annotation, molecular function: transmembrane transporter activity. The transcript is spliced from 2 exons. NCBI's taxonomy places the organism in Eukaryota, Fungi, Ascomycota, Eurotiomycetes, Chaetothyriales, Herpotrichiellaceae. The record is from RefSeq and is a predicted model, not a curated record. Gene Ontology annotation, biological process: transmembrane transport.
AUGACGGACAAUCUUCCCAUCAGCCCGACAACUUCUCGCCCUCGUUCUCACCGGCAACAUGUCGCUUCUGAGAAGGAUAUUGAAGCCGACCUUGAACGAACACCUUCAUCUGUUUCAUUGCCAAAGAUAGAAGACGCCCCUCCUGAUGGCGGCUAUGGUUGGGUUUGCGUUGUUUGCAAUGCUUUCAUUAAUGGUGCGUCAUGGAACUUUUGCUGUUUCGAGAGCUUCGGUCAAGGUCUCCGAGAUCCGGGGUCAUACAUCUGGACUCCUGGAGAUUCUACAGAUCCUCAUACCUGGGGUGUCAAUUCAUCAUACGGUGUCUUCCUCGCUUAUUAUUUGAACCACAACUACUUUCCAAAUACAUCUGCCCUGACUUAUGCCUUCAUCGGGGGCUUGUCAAUCUCCCAGGCUAUGAUGAUAGCCCCAUUGGCAACUCAUGUCAUUCACCUCUAUGGCACUAGAGUCUGCCUUCACUUGGGUGUCUUUUUCGAGACCCUUUCUCUGAUAGGUGCUAGCUUUGCGACUCAAAAGUAUCAACUCGUCUUGUCCCAGGGUAUCUGCUUCGGCUGGGGCAUGGGUUUCCUUUUCGUCGGCUCCGUUGGUAUCAUCCCUCAGUGGUUUACCAAGAAAAGAUCGCUAGCGAACAGUGUAAGCGCAGCGGGAUCGGGUGCAGGUGGCCUGCUUUGGUCACUCGCAACUCAGUCGAUGAUCGAAAACUUGGGUUUACCAUGGGCAUUUCGAAUUCUCGCCAUCUGCAGUUUCGCUGUCAAUCUCACGGCCUCCAACCUCAUUCGCGAUCGAAACCAGCAGACCGGUGCUCGUCACAAAGCAUUCGACUGGAAAUUAUUGCGUCGUCCCGAGUUUCUGAUGAUUCAGGGUUGGUCCAUUUUCUCCAUGUUUGGUUAUGUGAUUCUUCUCUUUUCUCUCCCGGCUUACGGUCGCUCAAUUGGUCUUUCCGCCAAUCAAGGCAGUAUUUUGGGAGCAGUUCUCAAUGCUGGUCAGAUGCUUGGUCGUCCUCUGAUCGGAUUGAGUUCUGAUAGAUGGGGACGUUUGAAUCUCGCCACCUCUCUUACCUUUUUAUGUGGUAUUUUCUGCUUGGCAUUUUGGAUUCCUGCAGAAUUGGUCGCCGCUCCCAUGGGCUUGCUGUGUUUCUUUGCCAUUGUUGGAGGUGCCGUGGCGGGAACAUUCUGGGCUACAAUCGCCCCGGUGGGAGUGGAAAUCAUUGGCAUUCGUGAUUUGCCUGCUGGAUUGAGUUGGACUUGGCUAAUCAUGGUUCCACCUACCACUUGUGCUGAAGCUAUCGCCCUUGAACUUCGCCGGACGGGUGUUCAGCACUGGGUGUACUUACCACCUCAAAUAUUCACAGCCUUCAUGUAUAUUGGUGCAGGGCUGUGUUUGUGGAUUGCUCGAGGUUGGAAAGUGGGUGAGAUAGAGGCAAAUGCACAGAAGAUGAGAGAGAAAGGGAGACGUCAAGAGAGUAUAUUGCUUGCAGAGCAAAGAUCGCUGGCAGGUGAUAUUGUGGAAGAGACUGACCACAAUGAAGCAGGAGUUAGUCGUUCGCAGCCAUAUCAAAUAUGGAACUCAAGGAAUCUGCUCAGAAACAUGUUUGUGUGGAAAGUGGUCUAG